Molecule: messenger RNA, 3737 nt
Organism: Solea senegalensis (Senegalese sole)
Lineage: Eukaryota; Metazoa; Chordata; Actinopteri; Pleuronectiformes; Soleidae
Product: NLR family CARD domain-containing protein 3-like
Exons: 8
Coding region: 59-2698 (879 amino acids)
Molecular function (GO): protein binding; metal ion binding
Source: RefSeq, a predicted model, not a curated record
CGAGGACAGAGCAGAGUCUCCAGGACCCAGCGGUCUGUCUGUGAAGAGUGACCAGUCUAUGGGAAAACCUAUAACCUUUAGUCAUGAACCUGGAGCCUCAGAGACAAAAGGUCAGAACCAGAGACAGAGAGCAGAGUCUCCAGGACCCAGCGGUCUGUCUGUGAAGAGUGACCGGUCUAUGAGACCACCUAUAAACUUCAGUCAUGAACCUGGAGCCUCAGAGACAAACUGCGGUCACCGGUUCUGCAGACGCUGCAUCUCCUCAUACUGGGACCAGUCUGGUCCACCAGGAGACUCCUGCUGUCCCCAGUGUGGACAAAGACCCAGGACAGGACGUGAGCUGCUCACAUUCUUUGUCUCUUGUCUUUCAGCAGAUGUUGGUCUGCAGAAGGUUCUAGAUGAACAUAAGAUCAGUCUGAGGAGCAGAUUUGAACAUGUGACUGAAGGAACUGAAGGAACAGGAAGUAGAACCCUCCUGAACAGGAUCUUCACUGAGCUCUACAUCACAGAGGGACAGAGUGAAGAGGUCAAUACUCAACAUGAGGUGAUGCAGCUGGAGACGACCUCCAAGAAGAAGACGGUCCAGGACACUCCCAUCAAGUGCUGCGACAUCUUUAAAGCCUUACCUGACCAGCAGGGGAGCAUCAGAGUCGUCCUGACCAACGGCGUCGCUGGUGUUGGAAAAACCUUCUCGGUGCAGAAGUUCGCUCUGGACUGGGCCGAGGGUUUGGAAAACCAGGAUGUGAAUCUGCUGAUUGUGCUCUCGUUCAGGGAGCUGAACCUGAUCAGAGAUCAGCAACACAGUCUUCUCACGCUGCUCCAUGUUUUCUAUCCAACAUUAGAGAAGGUCAGAGCGGAGGAGCUCGCUGUCUGUAAACCUUUGUUCAUCUUUGACGGCCUGGAUGAAAGCAGACUCUCACUGGACUUCAGCAGCAGGACGCUGGUUUCUGACGUCACACACACGUCAUCAGUCAACGUGCUGCUGACCAACCUCAUCCAGGGGAAUCUGCUUCCCUUGGCUCUUGUCUGGAUAACUUCUCGACCUGCAGCGGCCAAUCAGAUCCCUCCUACAUGUGUUGCCAGGGUAACAGAAGUACGAGGCUUCACUGACGACCAGAAGGACGAGUACUUCAGGAAGAGAUCCAGAAGUGAAGAUCUGUCCAGCAGAAUCAUCUCACACAUCAAGACGUCCAGGAGCCUCCACAUCAUGUGUCAAGUCCCAGUCUUCUGCUGGAUCAGUGCUACAGUUCUGGAGCACAUGUUGACCACAGAGCAGAGAGGAGAGCUGCCCAAGACCCUGACAGACCUGUACUCACACUUCCUGCUGGUUCAGACAAAGAGGAAGAAGAACAAGUACGAUAAAGGACGUGAGACGAGUCCACAGGAGCUGAUGAAGGCCGACAGCGACUUUCUUCUGAAGCUGGGGAGGCUGGCCUUUGAACAUCUGCAGAAAGGAGACAUCAUGUUUUACCAAGAAGACCUGGAGCGGUGUGGUCUAAGUGUGACAGAGGCCUCGGUGUACUCAGGAGUUUGUACAGAGAUCUUCAGAAGAGAGAGCGUGAUCUUCCAGAAAUCAGUCUACUGCUUUGUUCAUCUGAGCGUUCAGGAGUUUUUGGCUGCAGUCUACAUGUUCCACUGUUUCACCAACAGGAAGACAGAGGUACUGCAGGACUUCUUCAAAAAAAAAGUUGAUGAUGAUGAUGUUGGUUACACUUCUCUGGAUGUGUUCCUAAACGCAGCCAUGAAGAAAUCCCUUCAAAGUGAGAAUGGUCACCUGGACCUGUUUGUUCGCUUCCUUCAUGGACUCUGUCUGGAGUCCAACCACAGACUCUUAGGAGGUCUGCUGGGUCAGACUCAGAACAGUCCAGAAAUCAUCCAGAGGGUCAUUGAGAACCUGAAGAAGAUGAACACAGAGAACAUCUCACCUGACAGAAGCAUCAACAUCUUCCACUGUCUGACAGAGAUGAACGAGCAAUCAGUGCAUCAGGAGAUCCAAGAGUUCAUGAAGUCAAAGAACAGAGAACAGGAACUCUCUGAGAUCCACUGCUCAGCUCUGGCCUACAUGCUGCAGAUGUCUGAGGAGGUUCUGGAUGAGUUGGACCUGGACAAGUACAGCACAUCAGACCAGGGGAAACAGAGACUGAUUCCAGCUCUGAGGAACUGCAGGAAGGCUCGGUUGAGUUUCUGCAGUUUGACAGAGAUCAGCUGUUCUUCUCUGGCCUCAGCUCUGAAGUCCAACCCCUCACACCUGAGAGACCUGGACCUGAGUGGGAACAAGCUGAAGGAUUCAGGAGUGAAGCUGCUGUGUUCUGGACUGGAGAGUCCACAUUGUAGACUGGAGACUCUGUGGUUGUGGGGCUGCAGUUUGACAGAGAUCAGCUGUUCUUCUCUGGUCUCAGCUCUGAAGUCCAACCCCUCACACCUGAGAAAACUGAACCUGAGUAAGAACAAGCUGCAGGAUUCAGGAGUGAAGCUGCUGUGUUCUGGACUGGAGAGUCCACAUUGUAGACUGGAGACUCUGGGGUUGAGGGGCUGCAGUUUGACAGAGAUCAGCUUUUCUUCUCUGGUCUCAGCUCUGAAGUCCAACCCUUCACACCUGAGAGACCUGAACCUGAGUGAGAACCAGCUGCAGGAUUCAGGAGUGAAGCUGCUGUGUUCUGGACUGGAGAGUCCACAUUGUAGACUGGAGACUCUGUGACACCUGUGCAGGUCUGGUCUCUCCAUCUAUCUGUUCCAGGGAAUUCUGUGAAGCACUUGCAGGACAAUCACCAUGUCCAAACACUGGAGAGUCACGAACUGUGUCCCAAAGGCCCAAAAGGGAGCGAAACCCACCAGUGAAAUUGCAGGAUUAUACUGGGUGGACGGCCCGCUGUACUCAGCACACAGUUAGGAAGCCGAGUGUGGAUGUUCUAAGCCUUAUGGCAAUGAUGCAAGAUCAGACAGUGAUGUUGAUGAAGUUAAUGAAUUCAGUUCUGUAAGUAACUGACGGGGACGUCAGGGUUUAGCAGGGGAGGAUGUAACCCACCCUUAGUGAGGAUUACUGUAUUUGUGAUGAUGAAGUAGUUAAUUAAUUCAAUUUAAACUGCUAUCAGGCACCAUUAUAUUAUUUUUCACUGUCUUGUUAUGAUUUCCAACAAUUACAGCAGUUUACGGUCAAGUCCACCAGGUGGUUUCUGGGAUACGCUUGUUAUAUUUUUUUUUCUUUCCGAUCCGACUGUUGAAGGAGAAGGACGUCAUAAGUCAGCUCCUUAUGAGUGGAAAUAUUUCAGUGGACUUUUUAUGGUGGUGUCUGACACUCAUUGUAUAUUCACAUUAGGUAAGUCUGUGUGUGCCUUAUGUUUGUUAAUCUGCUGCGAGUUUAAUAUAAGUAUUUUUGUGAUGUGUUCGUGCUGGCUCGUCAGUAGCUAGUUAGCAGCUAGUUAGCUUGUCACGGAGAAGUGUGGGUGUCGUUAAAACAAAUAUAGCGAUGCUUUAUUGUUCAAAUGUUACAGUGAAUGUUAAAAUAAUUCUGUAAAAUGUUGAAUGUCAUUUAUGCACUGUUUUCUAAUGUAUAUAUAUAUUGUUAAGCAAGAUGUAAGAGGGUCUAGUGUGAGCUUGUUAUUAUUUUUUUCUUUUCCGAUCCGACUGUUGAAGGAGAAGGACGUCAUAAGUCAGCUCCUUAUGAGUGGAAAUAUUUCAGUGGACUUUUUAUGGUGGUGUCUGACACUCAUUGUAUAUUCACAUUAGGAGAAGGACGU